AGGAAAGCCAAUCGCGGGAGGCACUCGGCGCAGCCGCACCCCAAGGCUCUGGGGCGGGGGUGUCACCCUGACCCGGCCGGUCCCGCUCCCGGGCUCCGAGGCUAUGGCCGGGAGCGGGCGGCUGGCGCUGCAGACGAUGCCCGGGCCUGGCUGGGUGCGGGGCUCUGGCCCCGCCGUGCUGAGGCGCCUGCGGGAUGCGGCUGUGGUGCGGCCCGGCUUCCUGAGCGCGGCCGAGGAAGAGACGCUGAGGCGCGAGCUGGAGCCGGAGCUGCGCCGCCGCCGCUACGAGUUCGACCACUGGGACGCGGCCAUCCAUGGCUUCCGAGAGACAGAAAAGUCUCGCUGGUCAGAGGCAAGCCGGGCCAUCCUGCAGCGUGUUCAGGCAGCCGCCUUUGGCCCAGGCCAGACCCUGCUGUCCUCAGUGCACGUGCUGGACCUGGAACCUCGGGGCUACAUCAAGCCACAUGUUGACAGCGUCAAGUUCUGCGGAACCACCAUCGCUGGCCUGUCCCUGCUGUCUCCCAGUGUCAUGCGGCUGGUACACACCCAGGAGCCUGGGGAGUGGCUAGAACUCUUGCUGGAGCCAUGCUCACUGUACAUCCUUAGAGACUCUGCCCGUUAUGACUUCUCCCAUGAGAUCCUUCGGGAUGAAGAGUCCUUUUUUGGGAAACUUCGGGUUCCCCGAGGCCGACGCAUCUCCGUGAUCUGCCGCUCCCUCCCUGAGGGGGUAGGACCAGAGGAGCCUGGGCAGCCACCCCCAGCCUGCUGACCCCCGGGCCCUUUGCCCAGCUUCUCAGGGACACUGUUUGUGAAUAAAGCUAGGAAAUGGACAAGGUGGCCUUCCUUGCACUGGCUGUUUGCUGGGGCUGGGAUCUGCAAGGGAAGCCCAGACCCUACCUGCCCACCAACCAGGAACUAAGAUGACAGGGUCAGGAGCACCCCACUGAACACAGAAUCACAAGACCCCAGGAUCAAUUUCCUUUAUUGUGUCCCUUGCUGGCAUCCCCAGCCCACCCCAUCUUCUCAUCAUCUGGGCAUCCAGGUCUCCAAUAAAUAAGUCAUCAGAUCUCUGGAGGAGUGGCUGCAGGGCCCCGUCUGGGCACCCUCAGCCACUGCAGCCGCAGGCAGCUGCUGAGAGCUGGGGCAGCCACUGCCAGCGGUGGUGAUCAUCCAGGAAGGCCACGUCAGCAUAGCGGGUGGGCUGGCAGCAGGGGCUUCCAUGUGCUCGGCCCUGGCUCCGCAGCCAGGCCAGCGUCAGGCUGUGCUGGGUGCGGGCACCUCGGGGACAACUGCCAGCACAGUAGCGGAAGAUGAUCGUCUCCUCCGAAGCAUAGCCCAGGCCCAGCUCCACCACUGGCAGGGCCAAGCUCUGCAGCUGGCAUGGGCCGGCCGGGGCUCGGCGCAGGCGGGCACCUGGGUGGGAACAAGGGGCAGUUGACAGUGGUCAGGGGUUGUCCGGGAAGGAGUUGGGGAGUCACGGGGUGCUGGGGGUCCUUACUCAGCUGUGCCUUCCAGGUCCCCAUGUCUGCUGCCGGCUCAGACGAGAGUGUUCCCUCCACCAUUGGAGCCCCUGGCGUACUUGGGUUGCCGCCGAGGCCCAGCUGCAGGGAUAGGAGCAGCAGAGAGCCGAGCAGGACUCUUCCUAUGGCCAUGGUGCCGAACAGGUUCUGAGGAUGGAGAGGUCCUGCGCUCUCAAUUUAUCCCCAUCUGGGCUGGGAAAUAACCUCCUCACUGCCGGAUGCUGUAUGGGCACGAAGGCCCCAUGUCCCCCAUCAGCUUGUCUCCUACAUCCUCAGACCCAGGCAGGCCAACUCCCUCUGUCCCACAUUCUUUCCUUCUAAGAGUUAAGGGCUCACCCCCUCAUCCAGACAUUCCAUAGGUUUCUGACACCCCCUCCACACCUUGAUUUAAGAGUUGAAGCGGCAGCCAGGGCCCAGCCCAGGGUGAGCAACCAGGGUCCCUGCCCCACUGUCCCACCUGCCAUCUGGAAGGAGAGGUGGGGGGGGAGGUUCUGUGGGGCCCCUUCCCAUUCAAGCAGGGUGCUGAGGUUCAGGAGCCCCUGUGUUGGGCACCAGGCGGAACGGAUAUGUUGGGGGGGCAGGGAGCGGGAGCAGGGAAGAGGUGGUUUGGCAGGUGAAUUAGCUAAUGGGGACUCAUCCAUCAUGGCUCCAGCCUAGAGGAUUAAGACAUCAUUCCCCUGUGUCUGGGCCUGGCUGAGCCAGUGUCAAAACAGGAAAAGGGAGAGGCUCCAGGACAGCCAAGAGUUGGGACACAAGGGGCCGGAAGCUCACCCUGCAGGGACUCCUGCCUCUAGAAGGCCCACCUGAGGACCCUGGGACUCAGCCGGUCCUGGUGUCCAGAGCAUCAGCAAGAAGGGAGGUUGGCUCCCGCUGAGUCUUGGAGGCAGUUGCAGGUCACAGUGACUUCCAUACUCUGCCCCUGUGGCCCCUGGGAAGUGAAACUGUCCCUUACCUCUGAAAGGAGGCUAAUCAGUCCCUCCCACAUGAGGUUCUGAGGACAGUGAUUAACAUGGUGUUUGGCACUGAGGAGCUUGGGAGAGCUUUUGAGGCGAAGGAAAUUCAAAUAGCUUUUGCAUGUUUGAAGAGGUGCGCGACCUCACACAGGUGAGAUGAGUUAAAACUUGACUCGGAACCCAAGAUGGGCAAAAAUCAGAGCUUGCUUUCACAUGGCUGGGGUGCACGCAUGACAUAGGUGCAUCCCCACACUGUGGGUGGGAGUGUAAGUUGGUAGCAGUUGAUACUGAAACUGCAAAUCCCAUCCCUUUGACCCCAAAACUGUUUCAGGAAUUUAUGAUUAGCAGGUGAACAGACACAAACUCAGGACUAUUCGCUGCUUUCUAUCAGCAAAAGAUCAGAAAUGACCGGAAAUCUACAUACAGGGGAUUGCUUCACUAAUUUGGUAUGGUGGUUCUUUGUUUUUGUUUUUUUUUUAAUACAUUUAAUGAUUUUUUUUACAGAGAGGAAGGGAGAGGGAUAGAGUUAGAAACAUCGUAGGGGAUGUGCCCGCAACCAAGGUACAUGCCUUUGACCAGAAUCGAACCUGGGACCCUUUAGUCCGCAGGCCGAAGCUCUAUCCACUGAUCCAAACCGGUUAGGGCUGGUGUGGUUGUUCUUAUUGCAGUACCUAUUGAGACUACUUUCAGAAAUAGUCCAGAGUCACCCAGAAUUAAACGCAGGCAGAAUUUGAACCCAGGUCCUGCUGAACACAUGGUCCCUGCUCCUAACCACUGAGGCAUAUGGCUUUACUGGUAGGUCACAGUCCAUAUGGCCGAUUAUAGGGGUAAAAAUCCCAGGGCAAAGGGUGAGAGCAUCUUUCCUGCUGCCCCAAAAAGGCCUGGUGGAAGUAUGGGGAGGGAGGUUGGACCGACCUGGGACAUUCCUAGGAAUUAGCCUGACAUCUCAGGCAUUCCCAUUUGACAGCCGAGGUCCUGUGGAACUGGGUGGGGAAGUUUUCCACCUGCAGUUUCCAGCCGAGGGCAAGAUAGAAAUCUGGAUCACUUGGGAUAGGGGUUCAAAAGUAGCACCUGCUGCCAAAUUUCAUUUCCAGCAGCAUUAUUGUCCAUGAAAUUGAACAGUCCUCCCACUACCGAACAUCUAGCAAUGCUGGAAAAAAUAAAUGCAUAACCAACUUGUAAGAAAGGGAAGCCCCAGAAACAUCACUGGGAAGCUGAAAAAGGUGCCAACAUCAGCAAUAAAAGGGGUUUGGGUUUUCACUGUCAUGUAAGGGACAGGGCCCUGAGCUGAGAACCAUCCCAAAUGGGCUCAGGCUGGGACUCGUGGGGCACCUGGUGGGAGCAAAGGCAAAACCCAUUUACAAGGACCAGCCUGUAGACCACCCAGGAGUCCCACAGAUAGAGCCCCAAGCUGGCCACCAGUUCCCCUAUCCAAGAUUACAAUCAGUCAUGAAGACCAGUCAGAAGAUAGAACAGGAAGCCUGUGAGCUUCAGGUGUUGAUGUGUCUGAUGAAAACUCUAAGAUGCUUAAAAUAAAAAUGUGAAAGGGAUGAAAAACAUUUAGAACAGUCUAGCCUGUGUGGCUCAGUGGUUGAGCAUCAACCUAUGAACCAGGAGGUCACAGUUCGAUUCCCAGUCAGGACACAUGCCUGGGAUGCGGGCUUGAUCCCCAGUGUGGGGCGUGUAGGAGGCAGCCAAUCAAUGAUCCUCAUCAUUGAUGUUUCUCUCUCUCUCUGAAAUCAAUAAAAAUAUAUUUAAAAAACACACACAUUAAGGACAAAACACUCAAAACAGACCAGCUGCCCUGGCCGGUGUGGCUCAGCUGGUUGAGCAUCAUCCUGUGCACCAGGGGAUUGCCAGUUUGAUAGCAGUCAGAGCACACAUCCAGGUGGCAGUUUUGAUUCCCCACUGGGGUGUGUACCAGAGGCAACCAAUCAAUAUAUUUCUCUCUGAUAGAUGUUUCUCCUCUAAAAUCAAUAAAAACAUUUUAAACUAGCCCUAGCCAGUUUGGCUCAGUGGGUAGAGUGUUAGCCUGCAGACCGAAGGGUCCCAGGUUUGAUUCCAGUCAAGGGCACAUGCCCGGAUUGCUGGUUUGAUCCCCAGUAGAGGGCAUGCAGGAGGCAGCCAAUCAAUGAUUCUCAUUUUGUUUCUCUCCCUCUCCCUUCCUCUCUGAAAUCAAUAAAAUUU
This is a messenger RNA of Myotis daubentonii (Daubenton's bat), 4660 nucleotides long. It is a transcript of the gene ALKBH7, whose product is annotated as alkB homolog 7, RNA demethylase. Lineage: Eukaryota; Metazoa; Chordata; Mammalia; Chiroptera; Vespertilionidae. The record is from RefSeq and is a predicted model, not a curated record. Gene Ontology annotation, biological process: fatty acid metabolic process; DNA damage response. Gene Ontology annotation, cellular component: mitochondrial matrix.